AGAAGGCGCAGCUCAUGCUAGUUAUCGACCGCGAUCGGUUUUGAAUUCGGCGAUAGAGCGAGUGCAGUCGUGUAAGGUCUAGUUACAACGGAGAGGGAACUCAAUCUGACCACUACAUUGCUACCUCGACGCCCUAGUCGUCAUCUGUGUCGUUGCCUCGGUGACGGUCAAUCGCAAUGUCGUUCAAUACCUCUGUUGAUCUCAAAGCCAACUGAAUACACCUCGUCCACUACUUCCAACUUUGAGCCCGUGCUUGAAGUCAAUGCUUUUUCAAGUCUAAUGUUCUGAUCCUAUCUGAAAUAUGGCGAGCAGACAGAACAAACAAAAUUAUAACAUCAUCAUCAAGCAUUGAUACCCAAUCCCAAACCACAACAGUAGGGAGUAAGUAGCAACUUGUUGGUAAAAGUUUGUGACAGACAAAAACGAAAAGACAAAAUGACGGAUUUUCGACAAGGAGUAUUGAUUCACAACUUCAAUGAAGACAAUUUCGGUCGGGAGCUUGUCGACAAGGGUAAGCUCAACUUCCCAACACCGGAAUCCAUCACUCACUCAGCGUAUCAAGACCCGCGACUUGUGAUGUCAUAUCACAAGCAACAGGGAUUUGAUUCUGUUAUGGACUGACAGAUAGCUUAUCUAGUAAAUAAUUGAGAUAGCUUUACAAAAUAGCAACUUGGACGAAACUUGGAUGAACACCUAUACAUAGCUUAUUUAGUAAAUAAUUGUUGGAUGAACAACUACAUGAUGGACUGACAGAUAGCUUAUUAUUGGAUGAACAUGUACUUAGAUGUACCUCUUUAAAGAUGUCAAGAAUGUCAAUCUCUACUAUACGACCUCUUAGAUACUGCGCUCUACCAGUUUACACCCCUCGAGUGGGUACAUCAAUCAAUCAAUCAAGGAAUCAGUCAGUCAGUCAAUCAAUCAAGCAAUCAGUCAGUCGAUCACUCAAGUACAUACAACUCUCAAGUACAUACUAGAAGUAUAAUUGAGCAGUCAACAUAUCUUCCUGUGUACGUGUAGUUCCUCAAUUUCCGUCGUCCUAGACCUUAUCAUCCUCGUCAACAUUCUCCUUACAACAGUACUUCUAUUAGAGGCAGAAGAAUAAGGAACAUCUAAAGCCCGAUACAACUCAAGCGUGGGCUCAGGCUCCGAUGUUGAGUCUAUUCGUGCAAGUGGAGAGAAACCGGUCUAUCAUGCAGGCGGAAUGGAAGCAUCGCUGUUGUUCGGACACAGUGGUGAUGUGCGGACAACAAGGGUUAUGAGUCGGAAAGAAUUUAGUCUCUAAUAGAGGAACGAAAAACUAAGGGGAUACUCAGAAGCAUCUUGUUCCUUCCGUUUUCUUUAAAGGGAACUAGCGGGAGCCCAAGAUGCUGCUGAGGAUGGAUUUACGUUACUCCUAAUAUGAGUUGGAAAGAACUUAGCAGAAACGUAGCCACGGUCUCACGUUUGUUUCUCUUAGUACUUCACCAAUCUUUCUAGGAAAUUCUAAGAAAGGCCUCCGUCAAAAAGCUUACAUCACGAGCGCGCAGUAUUUUUACCAGGAUCCGGAGACGGCUAAGGGGAGCCUGAAAAACCCAUAUCACUGCGAGAAGUUCUAUGAGGGAUCGCAUCCGAUCGAGGUAAUUUCAGGCUGGGUUCUAGUACCGGAGCUUCAUUGUCAUGAUUGAUUCACUCAACUUCAUCUGAACAAUUCUUAUGGUACUAGAAAUGAUUAAUCGAAAACUCAAAAUAGCCGAGUAGCCAACUGAAAUAACAGAGUCAUUCUCAUUACAUUGCUCUUGUUUCAGUAUCUCGCUUAUUCUAAGUAGUUACUCGCUUAUUUCAGUUUAUCGAAUAAUUAUAAUUAUGAAAAAAGACUACAUCUUCCUUCUCCACCUCCAGGCUCCACUAGACCUCCUUAAACAGGUGUCCAGACACCUGGCUCCAAGCAAGAUCGCUAUGUCAACGCGCAAGAACUGGGAAAAGCUGAGAGAUCCCUAUGUCUCGGUCUACAAGAAGGAGCUGGUAAAAGCGGACCCGACAGAGGGACUCGAAACCAAACGAAUCCCGCGAGUCAAAGGCGAAUUCACUCAGAAGGUGGAUGCGGUGUGUAUUAAGCGAACGUACUAGAAGAAGUUGAGGUGAAUUAUAUUAUAAGUAGUAAGCAGUGUGAUAUAGUGAUGUGCUUUGAGCUCGUCGGACUCGGGCUGCUCACCUGCUGAAAACAAAAUAUUUUCGAGAUUAAGAAAUAUGAUGAACUGAGCUUUGCUCGUCUUCUGCACCAGAACUUGAAAUCGGACGACACAUGGAACAACGUAUUCUCGAACAAGUAUCAGUAUGUACAACGUGUUUUUCUUCUAAGUAUUUCCCCGCCUAAGAAAUCAUACAGGACAUAGAUCUGUAGACGAGCACUGUAGCACUCGAAACUCAAUUAUCCCAGUAUUCCUGUCGAGAACAGCUUUUGAGCUGUGAAUGAGCUCUAGAGUCUUGAUCUUCGAAAUAGGAGAUAGUACUUAACCUCUUUCCGGUGAAAACUUGUGAUUAUUCCCAGUAUUCGGUAUAGCUAAGUAGAACUUGUCGUGACGAUUAUGCAAAAGUAGAUGAAAUUAAAUCAAAUUGAAAUUGCUACGCCAGACGCGGGCUCACUGGUGACCCACAAAAUAUUGCACCGACGUUGAAAACCUCUUCCUGAAAGUACAAAUGAACGACGAUUGGCAUUGGAACUAGUGCAACUCCUUUAUCCAUUGCAGGUACAAAUUCAAUUUCGACGACA
Amoebophrya sp. A25 is the source of this 2749-nucleotide messenger RNA. The record is from the annotation of a GenBank genome assembly. Lineage: Eukaryota; Dinophyceae; Syndiniales; Amoebophryaceae.